AAUUAAUCUAAUCAAACUAAAACGAAACACAAAUAAUUAAAAAAGCAUAUAAUCUCUGUCUCUAUUUAUAGUUUUAAGCAACUCCUCUUAAAAGUUUUACCCUAACCUUCAAAAGAAGUGCUUAACCUAAUUGUUGUUGUUGUUAAACCCACCACAUAUACUCGUUACUCGUAAAUAUGGACACAGAAUUAGAUCCAAUUCUUGAUAUAAGUAAAAUGAAGGUACCGGAUUUAAAGCGCGAAUUAAAACUGAGAGGUUUAAGCGCUACCGGAAACAAAACCGAACUUCUUGAACGAUUGAAAAACUCGAUGAAAUCUAAGCUGGACGAUACAGUUGGAGAAUCUGUUGAUGAUCUCGAAGAGGAUCUCUUAAAUGAUGAUGACGAUGCUUCAAUGGGCCAUUUAGAUGGAUCUGAGUCAGGUAUAACAGAUAUUGAUGGAAGUAUGGAUAUUUCAAUGAAUCAAAAGGGUAAACGUAAAUCCGAUGAAGUUCAAGGUAUCGCAAAACCGGCUAAGAAAGUUAUUUUAAACCGAACAUCUUCAGUUUCUGAAGCCGUCCAAGAAGAUACUAAGUCAUUAAUUGAUAGUAAAGAAAAGGAGGAUGAAAAAAAAGUUGUUAAACUUUCAGAAUUAAGUGCAAAAGAUAGACUUGAAAUGCGUGCCAAAAAAUUUGGGGUUGAAUUAUCAGAUAAUGCUAAAAAAAUAGCUCGUGCUGAACGUUUUGGGGGAUCUGAAAAAAUUUCAGCGCCAACAAAUUCAUUGACUACAGAUGUGUUAAAACAACGCGCUGAAAGAUUUGGUUUGGCGCCAACAGCAACCAUACAAAAUCUGAAUAACGAGGAGAGAAAAAAGAAGCGACAGGAACGUUUUGGUUCAGCUGCUAAUGGGUCGUCUCAAAAUGACAAGUUACAACAACGGUUAGAACGAUUUAAACAAACUGUGAAAUGAUACGUGUUUUAAAUAUUCUUUUUUUUAAGUCUAUUUUGUUUCAAUAAUAACUAGCAUCUAAGCAAAACUUGCUUAAAAGUUAAGGAUUUUUUUUGUAUUUUCUAGAUUAAUAUGUAUCUAAUAAAGCUUAAAGAUCAACUCAUA
This is a messenger RNA of Onthophagus taurus, 1091 nucleotides long. It is a transcript of the gene Sarnp, whose product is annotated as SAP domain containing ribonucleoprotein. Gene Ontology annotation, biological process: poly(A)+ mRNA export from nucleus. The record is from RefSeq and is a predicted model, not a curated record. Lineage: Eukaryota; Metazoa; Arthropoda; Insecta; Coleoptera; Scarabaeidae. Gene Ontology annotation, cellular component: nucleus.